GGCAGUAGUAGUGUUGCAGCAGCAGUAGUGUAGAGAACGCAGAAAUAAACAAAACACCGCCAGUCACGGGCUGAAUUCAUGACAAUUGCCUCAAAACUCCUGUGUGUCACCUAUUCGUGAGAGUUUCUAUGUUUUUCUUUGUGAUUUCCAUGUGUCGUGUCUCUCUGUUGGACAAGUGUUAGUUUUAGAAAUUUGGAAACGGUGAAUGGUAUAGCAACCCCAAGACUGCGUUGGGUCGGAUUGGUAAACUUCUGUAGUGUUCUUCCCUGAAGGCACAAGAGCACUCUGGCACAAGCAGAUCGACGCAGGAGGCUCGGGUUCUAACUAUUUGUGGUCCAACAACGCAUCUUGCCAAAAUGUUUGACGGUCGUUCCUCAUUUGACGUGGAACAGCCCUACCAGCCUGUCCCUUUAGUAAACAACCCAGCCUCGACAUGGCUUCAUACUCCUCCCAUGCAAAUGCCCUGGGGCAUACCAACUUCUGAUCAACCUUCAGUCAUGAGGUUUACUGGUGACACGUCAAUUACCCCAAUUGUUCCGACUGCACCAGCACCAGUGCCAGACAUCAAGAGUACUCAGUUUCAGAGUCUUUCUAAGACACAAUCCAAAAGAAAAAGUUGGGACUGUGAAAUUGAAUACAAUUGCCCUCCUCCAAAGCAGCUCAUUACAGAGGAGAAAAUGGCCGAAAACCUUAAUUGUUUACACAUCAGCAACAGCUAUGUCUCCCAUCAGAUUGGUAGUAAUCAACCCAUGUCAAUACAAUUGCCAAAAUCAACAUCAACCACCUCAACAGAAGUACUAGAUAUGUCAUCCUCAUCUUCAUCUUCAUCUUCUGUAGAAACAGCCCUUGACGGCAAAGACAGGACUGUAUCUUUAUGUGAGCAAUUAAGAAAACUUAUUUCAGAAUCAUCUGUUAUUCCAUCACCUCUACUGAAUAAAGUGGAGAGGCCAACCAAUGCUCUGGUACUAUGGAAGCCUCCAGGAGAGACCAUUUUCAAAAGCAUAGGUAAAACAUCACCCAAUGAAGACUUAGAGAACCAACUCAAACAACAGCAAGAUGAAGAGGCAAAGGCAAGCACUUCUGGUAUUGGUUUCUCUUCAAGGCCUUCAAGUCAGACAAGCUGGUCUGAUUUAAUGGACAAUAAUAAUUCAAACAGUGCUAUGGAUCUCAAUUUGCUUUCACCAGGAAGUUCUUCAUAUCAAUUGCUGCCAUCUGAGGUACCGCUCCCAGAUGAUGAUGCAAUGGAUUUACCAGAUGAUUCAUCAAUGGAUUAUUAAAAGCAUUUAGAUCUUUGCAUUUAAGUUGAACAUUCAUUUGCAGGAAAGAAGCAUGUACUAUUGUUAUUUAGUCACUACAUUAACUGUAAUUAUUGUCAGAUUUUCUUCUGUUAUUCUUCAGCUAUUUUUUUCCUCUUUUACCUAACUCAUUGUUUGUCUUCAUUUAAAAAAAAAAAAUUGGAAGUGCCAAGGAGUGUUAGAAAAUAAUUCAUUGUUAGGUACAUGUGUUUUUUUUCUUUUUUCUGUGAGUUGGAUUACACCAACACUCUUUAACUGACUAACUAUUAGUUUAUUAACCUUAACUUGGACUUGAAGGGAGUUGAGUAGCGCCAUGUUAUAGUACAAAUUUCUCACUCCUAGACUCACUUUCAAUGAUAUGUGGCAGUUGUUUGUCUUUGUAUUUAUAUAUUUGUGUGUGUGUAUGUGUGAAUGCAUUUGUAAUGAUACCAAUUGAUACGCCUGUCAUUACUUGGUAACCACAAGCAAAAUUUUCCAAUCAAAAUUAUCAAUAUACCAUGAUUUUUGUUUUUAAUUUAAUACUUCCAAAUUUCAUGUAAAUAUGUACAUAUUCAGAGCAUCACAUUUUUGAAACUGUUAUCAUACCAGCAUUAAUUAAUAUUUUGUCUGGGUAUGAUUCCAAUCACUGUAUCAAUUUAUUUCAAAUUGACUUGCGGACCAUGUCUGUCCACUGUUUAUGAGGUUGGCGCAGCUCCAGCCGGUAUGAAAGAUAAGUUUUACCCCCUCCUUGUAAUUUGAUAAUAAAUAAAGAGCUGUUUAAGAUUUA
Thrips palmi is the source of this 2061-nucleotide messenger RNA. RefSeq lists its product as uncharacterized. The transcript has 7 exons. The coding region runs from base 357 to 1277 and encodes 306 amino acids. The record is from RefSeq and is a predicted model, not a curated record. NCBI's taxonomy places the organism in Eukaryota, Metazoa, Arthropoda, Insecta, Thysanoptera, Thripidae.